GAAACAUAACCUCAGGAGUCAGGUCCUUCCCCUCACUGCUGUUACACACUCCAGAGGAGAGGACUAAGCACAAAAGGCAGCUCUUGUCAGCUGAGGUGCUUGCUGCCGCUGCAGACUUUCUCGAGAGCUCUCUUCGUUGACAUCUACUCAGGCAAGAUGUUGGUACUACUGGCAGGGAUCUUUGUGUUCCACAUUGCCACAGUCAUCAUGAUAUUUGUCUCCACCAUUGCCAAUGUUUGGAUGGUUUCCGAGAAUGGAACCUACUCAGAAGGUCUUUGGAGUGCCUGUCGAAAUGAAAAAUGUGAUGUGACUCUAGCGUAUGGAGGUGAUGAUGCCCUCAAAUCCGUGCAAGCCUUCAUGAUCCUGGCCAUUAUCUUCUCUGUCAUUUCUCUCAUCAUUUUCAUAUUCCAACUCUUCACCAUGGAGAAAGGAAACCGGUUCUUCCUCUCGGGUGCCAUCAUGCUGGUUUGUUGGCUCUGCAUUCUGAUUGGAGUUUCCAUUUACACUGAUAAAUAUGGCAAUGUGGGCCGAAACGCCACCCAUAUCAAUACCUAUAAACUUGAUCACCAUGGAUACUCCUUCAUCCUGGCCUGGAUCUGCUUCUGUUUUAGCUUCAUUAUUGGUGUCCUCUAUCUGGUCCUUAGAAAGAAAUAA
Gracilinanus agilis (Agile Gracile Mouse Opossum) is the source of this 654-nucleotide messenger RNA. RefSeq names its product epithelial membrane protein 1 (gene EMP1). The transcript has 5 exons. Gene Ontology annotation, cellular component: plasma membrane. Lineage: Eukaryota; Metazoa; Chordata; Mammalia; Didelphimorphia; Didelphidae. The coding region runs from base 157 to 654 and encodes 165 amino acids. The record is from RefSeq and is a predicted model, not a curated record.